AUGCCACAUUUGGUAAAAAUAUGCGGUCUCAGAACCGUGGAAGCGGCAGAGACGGCAAUUAACGCCGGUGCAGAUCUUUUAGGAGUAAUCUUAGUGCCCAAUAAACAAAGAACCGUUCCCACUGAAAUUGGUCAGCAGAUUUCACAAUUGACCAAGUCACACCAGAAAGCAUCGGCCAAUGAGAUGCUAGCAUUGCUCUCAGCACAAGAGUAUGUUGAUACCGACGACUACUUUGUCAAAGCGAAGCAACUAGUGGGUCAGAAGGGCCCUUACUUGGUUGGAGUUGUUCAGAAUCAACCCAUUGAUCACGUGUUUGAGGUGGCUAAAGAAAUCGGUGUUGAUUUCAUUCAGCUUCAUGGCAACGAGAGACUCCAGGAGUAUUUGGACUACAAUAAGCAAUUGGGCCAUCCGUUCGGUAUUAUCCCGAGGAUAGUUGUGCCUCGAGACGGAGAUAAGUUCACUGAGUUCUUGGAUACUGAAUUGCUUGGUGAAGAUUCUGAUCUACUCAAGUACAGGGCUCACGGGUUUAUAAUGCCGUUAUUGGACUCUGAAGCGGGUGGAGAAGGGAAAAUUAUAGACUGGGAGCUUGUGGAUCAAUUGAGAGAUGGCAGGUACAUUCUUGCUGGAGGGUUGACUCCAUAUAACUUGAAGGACACAGUUGAACUUGGACGAGUGAUUGGGUUUGAUGUUAGUGGAGGAGUGGAAGAUCCCAACGGAGAGAAGGAUCUUGAUAAGGUCAAAUUAUUUGUUAAGAAUGGGAAGAGCAUAAGCAGGUGA
Messenger RNA from Lizanozyma spartinae, 777 nucleotides. RefSeq names its product phosphoribosylanthranilate isomerase (gene TRP1). Bases 1 to 777 code for a protein of 258 amino acids. The record is from RefSeq and is a predicted model, not a curated record. NCBI's taxonomy places the organism in Eukaryota, Fungi, Ascomycota, Pichiomycetes, Serinales, Debaryomycetaceae. Gene Ontology annotation, biological process: L-tryptophan biosynthetic process. Gene Ontology annotation, molecular function: phosphoribosylanthranilate isomerase activity. The transcript has a single exon.